UUUAUUGAACAAAUUCCUGAUUAUCACCAGGAUCUCUAUACCAAUCCUGUUGUUUUACCGGUGUGUUGUCUUUGGAAAAUGUAAGGCCAUCAAGGGCAUGCGUAAUUUGGUGCUCCGAUUGUGACGGUGAGCAUGUGGCAAUGCAAGAGCCACGCUUCAACUCUACCAAAAAGGGUCGCUCAUUUUAUUCUAUUUUUUGUUACCGUUAGACGCGCAUCAUGGGUACAGGUGCAGAUAAAACUGUAGGAGCGGUGGCCUUUUUUUCCGCGGUCACCAUCUUUACCUAUUACACCAUCUGGGCAUUGCUCAUGCCUUUUGUAGAUGAGGGCCAUCCUUUGCAUAAUUAUUUCCCUCCUUGGGAAUACGCUAUCCGCGUACCACUGAUUAUCCUUAUUGUGGGUCUGACCGUCAUAUUCACGUUUCUCGGUCUGGUCAUGAUCAAGAGUAAGAAUAACCAGACCAAAAAGGCAAAAUAACCAUGGAUACGGUUCUCCAGCCAGCAACAAUCUUCCUUUUAAUGUAACUGAUACGAUAUCCUACUAUUAUUGUCCCUGUUUUUUUUUGGCACCAAAUCAAUAACACACUCUGUCGCAACCAAUCGCAUCAUUGUUUAUUGAACUGCACAUCCGGCUUAUUCGGCUUUCAAUGUUCGUUUCCGCAUGGUUUGAGAGGUCUUGACUUCCAGGUCACUGAGCUUUUUGUCUUCCGCCUUUUCUGAUGCCUGCAGCCGUUGUUUCUGUAGCUUCAUGAAAAACGGAUAGCUAAGCUUGUAGAAUCCCCACAG
Molecule: messenger RNA, 784 nt
Organism: Radiomyces spectabilis
Lineage: Eukaryota; Fungi; Mucoromycota; Mucoromycetes; Mucorales; Radiomycetaceae
Product: dolichol phosphate-mannose biosynthesis regulatory
Exons: 3
Coding region: 219-476 (85 amino acids)
Biological process (GO): GPI anchor biosynthetic process
Cellular component (GO): dolichol-phosphate-mannose synthase complex; endoplasmic reticulum membrane
Molecular function (GO): enzyme regulator activity
Source: RefSeq, a predicted model, not a curated record